Aspergillus heteromorphus CBS 117.55 is the source of this 1044-nucleotide messenger RNA. RefSeq names its product NAD(P)-binding protein. The record is from RefSeq and is a predicted model, not a curated record. Bases 1 to 1044 code for a protein of 347 amino acids. Gene Ontology annotation, molecular function: oxidoreductase activity, acting on the CH-OH group of donors, NAD or NADP as acceptor. The transcript is spliced from 2 exons. NCBI's taxonomy places the organism in Eukaryota, Fungi, Ascomycota, Eurotiomycetes, Eurotiales, Aspergillaceae.
AUGUCCCCUUCGCUGGUCACCGGCGGAACCGGGUAUAUCGCCCUGUAUGUGAUCAAGCUGCUUCUCGAGCAGGGCCACCACGUCCACACCACCGUCCGAAGUGUCAGGAACUCCGCCAAAUGCAAGCCCCUUCUCGAUCUGCAGGCCAAGCAUCCGGGGAAACUGUCGCUUUUUGAAGCCGAUCUUCUGAAAGAUGGGUCCUUCCGCGAGGCAAUGGAGGGCUGCACGGUCGUCUACCACAUUGCCUCGCCAUUCCUCACCCCCUCCCAAAUUAAAGAUGGUCUGAAGGAAUGCGUGGAGCCGGCCUUAUGGGGUACGAGGAACGUGCUUGAAUCGGUUAAUCAGUGUCCGAGCGUUCGACGCGUCGUCCUGACCUCCUCCAUGGCCGCCAUGUACGGCGACAGCAUCGAAGUCGUCCAAUCCAACACUGGCAUCCUCUCCGAAACCUGCUGGAACGAAUCCUCCAGCAUCACCAACAACCCAUACUUCUACUCCAAAGUCGUCGCGGAACGCGAGGCGUGGAAGAUCAACGAAGCCCAGAUCCGCUGGGACCUCGUCGUCGUCAACCCCGGAUUGGUCCUCGGUCCAUCGCUAACGGCUGAGUCGGUAUCCGGCAGUCUCUUCAUGCUGGAGAAUCUGUAUCGCGGCCACGACGCCAUGGGAUGUCCUGGGUUUUAUUUUCUGCUGGUGGAUGUGCGGGACGUUGCGGAGGCACAUCUCCGCGCAGGCACGAGCUCGACCGCCAAGGGACGCUAUCUCAUUACCAAUGGCGACAAUCUUAGUCUGCUGCAGAUGGCGGCCUUGGUGAGGCCGUUCCAUCACAAUCCUAAGGUGCUGCCUCGGCGGUCUCUUCCCAAGAUUCUUGUUUAUGCGGCCGCGCCGUUUGUGGGUGUUUCGAUGAAGUUCGUGGCUAGGAAUGCUGGUAUUUGUUUCCAGGCAGAUAAUGGUAAGAGUGUCAGGGAGCUGGGGAUGUCGUAUCGUUCGACGGAGGAGAUGUUGAGGGAUCAUUAUGAGGAGUGGCUCCAGAAUAGGGGCGGCAAGUAA